Molecule: messenger RNA, 606 nt
Organism: Mucor velutinosus
Lineage: Eukaryota; Fungi; Mucoromycota; Mucoromycetes; Mucorales; Mucoraceae
Product: serine/threonine protein kinase, AGC
Exons: 3
Coding region: 1-606 (201 amino acids)
Biological process (GO): copper ion transmembrane transport
Cellular component (GO): plasma membrane
Molecular function (GO): copper ion transmembrane transporter activity
Source: RefSeq, a predicted model, not a curated record
AUGGAAGGACACGAAGGACACAUGAUGCCAGGCAAUCACGACAUGUCAAGUAUGUCAGGACACGAGGGUCACGCAAUGCCAGGCCACGAUAUGCCAGAGGCGAGCUGCUCAAUGAAUAUGCUUUUCAACUGGCAAAUAAACAACGUCUGCGUUGUUUUCGAGAGCUGGCAUAUUCACAAUGCUGUUGAGAUGCUGAUAUCAUGUAUUGUUGUAUUCUGUAUUGCAGCAGGAUACGAAUAUCUACGUGUCUGGACAAUGACUUUACAAGAUCAAUGGUCUCAAGCAGACAAAAAGAAACUAUCCGACCAGCAAACAUUGGUGGGUGGUCAUACUGAAGAUGGGUAUGAAAGCGCCAAUGUCACUACAACCUCAGAUUCAGUCUGCUUCUUGAGAAAGGAUAUGAUUUUAGCUAGACGUUCCAGCAAGCAUCACGUUUUGAGAUCUAUUAUCUAUGCUGUGCUUGUCGCCAUCAGUUUCUGGUUGAUGCUUGUGUUCAUGACAUACAAUGGGUAUUUGAUGAUUGCAACAGUGUUAGGAGCAGGUUUUGGACAUUUGAUAUUUGGAAAUGGUAAAUUAAAUGCGAGUCGUGAUAUACAGUGCCAUUGA